ACGCUCCGUGUCUAUGCCAUCAGCAACCGAAGUUCUCUACUCGCUGCUACUACUGCGGCGCUCGGUGUUAUCCCAAUUACGCUCAAUAUCGUGAGCCACGGAGCUGACUAUUGAUAACGCUGACCGAUCUAAACAGAAUUCUUCAGUUCGCGAACACUAGGACGAUAUCAUACGUAGCUGAAAUCGGCACAUCGUCAAUAUGUGAAGAAUCCUUCGAUCUCUCGUCGCAAAGUAGUCGUGGGUGAAUGAAUUUCUUAGCCAUGUCAAACUGGAUGAUCGCAGUGUUCUCAUUUUUAUUGUACUCUCCACAGCAUAGGUCGUCGUUAAUAGUGGCGGACGUCUUGGUUCUUCUGGUCACUUGGUGGCAACUGUGCGGGACUGUGCGAUCAUCCGGACAAGGUCGCAAUCGCUCUGCUCUUGUAGCCCUUUUACUGAGAGACAGCACCUCGUACUUCAUACUGUUGCUUUUGCUCAAUAUCUCGCAAGUCAUGGCGCAACUGAUGCUCGCUGACUUCAAUCCGAUCCCCAAUCUCAUGCUCCCCAUAAUCAAUAUCGUGAUUUCUAGGCUAAUCCUCAGUCUGCGCCGACUUUCGUUCACCAUGCGCCUACCACUGUACAAUGGAAGUGCUACCAACGUGCUAACAGUAGAUAUGCAAGAAUCCGUCCGGCAAUCCUUUCUAUCGACGGUGUUCUUCCGCAUAGGCUCUAAUGGUCGAGGGAGCAACGCUAGUUCGGGACGUCCAGUGCCGCAAGAGCUGUCAUUGCUCAGACUAGAAGGGUCGCUCGAAGCCAUUCAUGUCCCUUGGCACGUAAAGCCAGUGGAUGCAUGUGAAAUUGAAGACGAGAAGGAGCAUGGAUAUUGAGUUUCAUGGAUGAGGGGGACUACGCAACGUUCAGAUUACUUUCAUCCAUAAUGUAAUCGUAUACAACAGUCUGUACAGGUUUCUUAUAGCAUUCGGUGCGCUCGCGCGAGGACU
Messenger RNA from Rhodofomes roseus, 977 nucleotides. RefSeq lists its product as uncharacterized. The record is from RefSeq and is a predicted model, not a curated record. The transcript is spliced from 7 exons. Lineage: Eukaryota; Fungi; Basidiomycota; Agaricomycetes; Polyporales; Fomitopsidaceae. Bases 246 to 863 code for a protein of 205 amino acids.